Molecule: messenger RNA, 3153 nt
Organism: Cygnus olor (mute swan)
Lineage: Eukaryota; Metazoa; Chordata; Aves; Anseriformes; Anatidae
Gene: FNBP4
Product: formin binding protein 4
Exons: 17
Coding region: 43-3048 (1001 amino acids)
Molecular function (GO): protein binding
Source: RefSeq, a predicted model, not a curated record
GCCUCCUCCUUCCCCUCCCUCCCUCCCUCGCUCGCCGCCGCCAUGGGCAAGAAGUCCCGCAGCGCGCCGUGCCGCCGGCCCAUCCUGCAGCUCUCCCCGCCCGCCCCCCGACGGGAGGACGCGGGGCCGGCGCCGCAACCCCCCGAGGGCGCGGAGUCGGGCUCGGAGCCGGACGAGCCCGAGGCGGGGCCGGAGCCGCCCCGCAGCGCCCCCAACCCGCCGCCCCCCGCGCCCGCCGCCGUCAAGCCCACAGGCGGCCUGUGCCUGCUCGGCGCCUACGCAGACAGCGACGAUGAGGAGGGCGAAGCCACCGAGAAGUCGGCGCGCUCUGGGGACGCAAACGGAAACAACUCAGCCGACAUCGACAGCACGCUGGCAAACUUCCUGGCGGAGAUCGACGCCAUCACGGCCCCCCCGCAGCCCGCAGAGCCCGCCGCCGCACCGCCCCCCACGCCUCCCCGCCCCGAGCCGAAGGAGCCGAGCGCUGGGCAGCCCGCCGGCACCGCCAACGCCAACGGCACGGACGCGGCGCCAGCCCCCGAGUGGCAGUAUGACACCCAGUGCUCGCUGGCGGGAGUGGGGGAACUGGAGAUGGGCGACUGGCAGGAGGUGUGGGACGAGAACACGGGCUGCUACUACUACUGGAACACGCAGAGCAACGAGGUGACCUGGGAGCUGCCGCAGUACCUGGCGGCGCAGGUUCAGGGCCUGCAGCACUACCAGCACAGCGCUGCAGCAGCGGGUGCCAACGGGAGCUUCGCGGCGUCUGCGGAGCUGUACCCGCAGGAGAAAGGGGCCACAGCGGGUGGCCGCGGGGCCGGCAUGGCCAAGCCGGUGAAGAAGGAGGUGAACGAAGGUGUGCAGGCGCUCUCCAAUAGCGAGGAGGAGAAGAAAGGGGUGGCUGCGGCCCUCCUGGCGCCGCUUCUGCCAGAUGUGGUGAAGGAGGAAGAGGAGCGCUGGCGGAGAAAGGUGAUCUGCAAAGAGGAAGUCGAGCCGCCCCCGGAAGAGGAGGCGAAAGCGGAGGAGGUGGCAGCUGCUGCUGCUCCUGAAGAGCCCGAAGCUGGCAGGGACCCGCUGGAGGACACGCUGCAGGAGGAGCUGUGCAGCGUGGUGCAAUCGGGGGAGAGCGGGGAGGAAGAGGAGGAGCAAGACACACUCGAACUGGAGAUGGUGCUGGAGAGAAAGAAGGCAGAGCUGCGUGCCUUGGAGGAAGGAGACGGCAGCGUUUCAGGCUCCAGCCCGCUCUCUGACGGGAGCCAGUCGGCCUCGCAGGAUGCGACCCGCAGGCUGGCCUCCAAGCGAGGGAAAUGGAAACUGUUUGUGGGAGCUGCCAGCCCUGAAUCCACUAGUCGAGGCUCCAGCAAAACGGGCCGGGAGAGCCCGGAGGCGGGAGAAGCAGCCGCGGGCACGGAAGCACCCGAUGUGCAUUCAGACAAAGAGGCAGAGUCUGAGGAGCCCCAGGAGAAAGCCAAAGCACAAGGGGCACCAAAAAUAGAAGAGGAGGAGCAGGACCUAAAGUUUCAGAUCGGAGAGCUGGCAAACACUCUGACUAGUAAAUUGGAGUUCCUGGGCAUCAACAGACAAUCUAUCUCCAACUUCCACAUGUUGCUGUUGCAGACAGAGACCCGCAUUGCAGACUGGCGAGAAGGUGCUCUCAAUGGAAACUACCUCAAACGCAAACUUCAAGACGCAGCCGAACAGCUAAAACAAUACGAAAUAAACGCCACCCCUAAAGGCUGGUCCUGCCACUGGGACAGGAUCUCUGGAUCACCUCUUCUGACCAACAGCUCUGACAAAGGACAAACUUCAACUCAUCGACGGAAUGAAGAACAAGAUUUCUGUCUCCUGCCAGCAGGGAGCAUAGACGCUAUUUCUAUGUUAACGAGCACUCAGGAGAGUCGCAGUGGGAGUUCCCCGACGGGGAGGACGAAGACGAAGGACAGCAGACCACCGACAGAAAAGCCGACGGUCCUCCUAAACCACCUCCAAAAGAGAAAGGAGAGCGCGCCGGAGAUGCCGCCGAGCGCUCCGCAGUCCUCUGUCCCGGUCCUCCAACCUCCCUUGCCUUUGGAAAUGCCUCCGCCGCCUCCGCCUCCACCAGACUCGCCCCCACCGCCGCCGCCACCACCCCCGCCGCCGCCUGGAGAAGACGGCGAGAUCCAGGAAGUGGAGAUGGAAGAUGAGGGGGGCGAGGAGCCGCCUGCCCCAGGAACAGAAGAAGACGCUCCCCUGAAGCCUCUCCUGCGCCCGGCCGUCAGCAGCAGCCAGGGAGCCGCUGAACCCAGCCCUGCCCCGCUGCUCCCCGCCAAGCCUCAGAAGCGGAAAGCUGCCGAGAUGAACCCGGGGCUGAUGCAGCGAACAGCCACCAUCGGCAGCUGCCCCGUCAUCUACAGCCAGCCCCUCAUGGCCGCCGGCAAGUACCAGCCUUCGGCCGUGCCCCUCGCCUCCCUGAGGCCACGCCAGCGGCUGCAGGGCGAGAUCCAAGGCCGCGCCAACCUCCGCCUCGCGCCGGGCCACGCCGGCCCCCAGCCCGCCGGCCUGGCCAUGCAGCCCGGCUACUUGGGCGUGACGGCGCCCGCGGCGCCUUCCGUCAUGAGCUACUCGGAGUGUGCCGUGCCUGCCAGCCUCGCCGCUGCCCCCGCCGUGCCGCUGGCCCCGGCGCGCGGAUCCCUGCCUGCCACCAGUGCUGCCGAGCAGCCGCCUCCCCCCCCGCCGCCCCAGACGCCCCCACCUCCCACCCCCAAGGCGCCGCCGCCGCCCGAGAAGCCCGAGAAGCCGAGGAAGGGGCGGAAGGACAAGGGCAAGAAGGGCAAGACGAAAAUGCCGUCUUUGGUGAAGAAGUGGCAGAGCAUCCAGCGGGAGCUGGAUGAGGAGGAGAACUCCAGCUCCAGCGAGGAGGACCGGGAGACGACGGCACAGAGGCGCAUCGAGGAGUGGAAGCAGCAGCAGCUGCUCAGUGGCAUGGCGGAGAGGAACGCCAACUUCGAGGCGCUGCCAGAGGACUGGCGAGCGCGGCUGAAGCGGAGGAAAACCGCAUCGAGCACAUGAGGCGCGCGCGUGGCGCUGUUUUUUUUUUUUUUUUUUUUUACAGUUGUACAGUUUAGAGCCCUUUACGACUCAAAUCAUUGUCCAAUAAAUUGUAGCAGUUUGGGA